Acanthisitta chloris (rifleman) is the source of this 564-nucleotide messenger RNA. It is a transcript of the gene EMG1, whose product is annotated as EMG1 N1-specific pseudouridine methyltransferase. Gene Ontology annotation, molecular function: rRNA (pseudouridine) methyltransferase activity; rRNA binding. The record is from RefSeq and is a predicted model, not a curated record. Gene Ontology annotation, cellular component: small-subunit processome; nucleolus. Gene Ontology annotation, biological process: rRNA base methylation. The annotation marks the transcript as partial. The transcript is spliced from 5 exons. NCBI's taxonomy places the organism in Eukaryota, Metazoa, Chordata, Aves, Passeriformes, Acanthisittidae.
GGGAAGACGUUCGAGCUCCUCAAUUGUGACAAGCACAAGGCGCUGCUGCUGCGGAACGGCCGAGACCCCGCGGAGGUGCGGCCCGACAUCACCCACCAGAGUCUACUUAUGCUCAUGGACAGCCCCCUGAACCGGGCUGGUCUCCUGCAGGUUUACAUCCAUACCCAGAAGAAUGUGCUAAUUGAAGUCAAUCCCCAAACCAGAAUCCCAAGAACUUUUGAUCGAUUCUGUGGUCUUAUGGUUCAGUUGCUGCAUAAGCUCAGCGUUCGAGCCGCUGAUGGGCCUCAGAAGCUGUUGAAGGUCAUUAAAAACCCAGUCAGUGACCACCUCCCCGUGGGCUGUAUGAAGAUUGGCACCUCCUUUUCGGUGCCAAAGGUGUCAGAUUUGCGUGAAUUGGUCCCUGCAGAGGAACCAGUUGCCAUUGUGGUGGGAGCUUUUGCCCAUGGUUCAGUCAAUGUUGACUAUACAGAGAAGAUGGUCUCUAUCAGCAACUACCCCCUCUCUGCUGCUCUGACGUGUGCCAAAAUUACUACUGCCUUUGAGGAGGUCUGGGGAGUAGUAUGA